Molecule: messenger RNA, 1357 nt
Organism: Topomyia yanbarensis
Lineage: Eukaryota; Metazoa; Arthropoda; Insecta; Diptera; Culicidae
Product: dipeptidase 1-like
Exons: 4
Coding region: 46-1341 (431 amino acids)
Biological process (GO): proteolysis
Molecular function (GO): metallodipeptidase activity
Source: RefSeq, a predicted model, not a curated record
AAUCAAUCAAGACGCAUUCAGUAGUGUCAAUUUUGACCAUUUGAGAUGACUGUUUUUCAGACCAUUUUAGGCAACAAGAAAUUACUGGUGGCAUGCAUAGCAACAGCUGUAAUAACGGUAUGUUCGAUUGUUAUCCCAGUAGUAGUGGUGAAAUCCUACGAAGAUAUGUUCUUCAACGGCAGAGAUGUGCUCGACGAAGUGCCAUUGAUUGAUGGACACAACGAUCUUCCAUUCAACAUCUACAAAUUGGAACGCAACCGGUUAGCAAAUUUCAACUUGGAUUCCAACCUAAAACUGCACCCAGUAUGGGGCCAAACCAAUACAAGUCACACAGAUCUUCCGCGGUUACGUCAAGGCAAACUGGGAGCUCAAUUCUGGGUUGCAUAUGUGAGGUGCGCCGAUACGCAGUACAUGGACGCUGUAGCUCGUACUCUAGAGCAAAUCGACGUCGCUAAGCGACUCAUUGCCAAGUAUCCAGAUGAUCUCAAGUAUGUUACGACGGCCGACGGGAUCAUCGAAGCAUUUGGAGAGAAGAAGAUUGCUUCCUUGCUAGUAGUCGAAGGUGGUCAUUCCAUCGAUUCCAGGCUUGCCAUACUGCGACUGUUCUAUGAGCUCGGAGUUCGCUAUAUGACGUUGACGCAUUCGUGCAACACACCUUGGGCUGACGCUUCCCCCGUCGAUGAAACAAACGAACCCAUUCAGUUGAACAAUCUUUCCGAGUGGGGUCGUAAUGUGAUCUGGGAAAUGAACCGACUCGGAAUGAUGGUCGAUAUAUCGCAUGUAAGCUACGGUGUGAUGCGGGAUGUCAUCAAACACAGUAAGGCUCCGGUGAUUUUCAGCCAUUCGUCUUCACAUGCCGUAUUCAAACAUCAUCGAAAUGUGCAGGAUGAUGUACUGCGUGAGCUGGUCAUUAACGAAGGGAUUGUGAUGGUGAAUUUUUACCCCAACUUUGUUGGUGGAAAUCAUAUUGAUGAUGUUGUGAAACACUUCAACCACAUUAAGUCGGUGACUGGUCCCAAUUACAUCGGAAUUGGAGGCGACUACGACGGAGUUGCACUGACUCCUGAAGGGUUGGAAGAUGUUUCCAAGUACCCGGAGCUGUUUGAUAUACUAGCACGCGGCAAGAUGAAAUCGGGUGAAAGGUUCAAACCCUGGUCCAGACAGGAGCUGCGAAGCUUGGCAGGUCUUAAUUUGCUGCGAGUGUUUCGAGCCGUUGAACGAGUCCGCGAUUCUAUGGUUGCCGUAGCCCCCUACGAAGACAUUAUACCUUUCGAAGAGUUCGAAAAGGCUGGGGUUGGUGAUCAACCAUGCAUGUCGAACAUGGGAAUACACAAAGAAUAAAGUCGAACGAAUUGUC